This is a messenger RNA of Striga hermonthica, 1239 nucleotides long. The record is from the annotation of a GenBank genome assembly. NCBI's taxonomy places the organism in Eukaryota, Viridiplantae, Streptophyta, Magnoliopsida, Lamiales, Orobanchaceae.
AUGUCGAAGGCGGAAGGUCUGCUGAUUUUCGAUACGCUGAACGCCGCAGCACGCGGUGAGAAAGCAGCUAGACAAUACCCACAAAAUAUGGCGAGGCGAAAACUGGCUGACAUUAGCAACAUACCACAGAAACCUAAGCCAUCAGUUCAAGAUGAUAAGUCGAAAUCAAUUCCAAUAACUACAAAAGCAUAUAUUGAGCAGCUCCAGAAGGAAAAUGUGGCGUUAGUGAAGUUGCUGGCGCAGAGAAACAAAAUCAUUGAACAGAGUGGAAUGGAGCUUGAGAGAUUAAGGUUAAAUCUGAUUGAAGUGCAGGAAAAGAAUCAUCAGCUAGCCCUGUCACAUACCCAAAUGCUGGGGCUAACGAAAUUUCUGUCCUUUUCAUUUCAGUUGAAAACGUUACAACAUGAGCUUGGAUGCAAAAAUGGACUGCUGAAUGCAAGAAAACUGGAAGGGGUCUGUGUGAAUUUGAUCAAGUUACCAGAGGAAGGGGAUACUGCUACUAUAGGCCAGGAGGAUGAAAAGCCUUGGAAUACCAAAAGAAGAUCGCGGCUGCUGAGUUUGGGCAAACAAUUGCAUUCCGAGGAGAAUGUUGGAAAUAGAAGGUCUGUUGUGAGGAGACAAUCCGCCAGGUUUAUUAAGGCUGUCGAAUCAAAAUCUGUAGAGGAUUCGUCAGUAAGAGAUGACUCUAAAUUUUCCGAUUGUUCGUUGCCUCAAGAACCACCCAUUGAAAGUGGAUCAACUUUUGGAAGCUCAUCGGUUGAAGAAGACGAUAUUCCUGUCAAGGUGGAUUUGACCAAGUUGCCAGAGGAAGAAGAAACUUCAACUGUAGGUAGAGAUGCGGAAAAGCGUCGUAAUGCAAAAAGAUUAAGAUCACAGAGUUUCAGCUCUUCCGAGUCAUUGCAAUCUGAGAAUGCCCCAAAUAGAAGGCUCUCUGUGAGGAGACAAUCUGCCAGGUUUAAUGCCUCAGAACUAAAACCUCCGGAGGAUAAACUAGAAAAAGACGAGAUCAGAUUUCUCGAAUGUGCCUUGCCUGAUGAAAAAACUGUCCUGGAAAAUGGAUCAAAUUCUGGAAAUGGAUCGGCUACAGAUGAUGAUAAUAACAGAGGCGGUUCUGGUUUUGAGUAUAAACCUCCAGAAAUCGGGAGAUCAUCUCUAAGCAGACCAUCUCGUCUGGCUGCCAAAAAAAUUCAGUCAUACAAAGAAAGACCUAUAAAUGUCAAAAUGCGUAGACCCGAGUGA